Lates calcarifer (barramundi perch) is the source of this 2434-nucleotide messenger RNA. RefSeq names its product FIP1 like 1a (S. cerevisiae) (gene fip1l1a). The transcript has 13 exons. Gene Ontology annotation, cellular component: mRNA cleavage and polyadenylation specificity factor complex. The coding region runs from base 428 to 1660 and encodes 410 amino acids. Lineage: Eukaryota; Metazoa; Chordata; Actinopteri; Centropomidae. The record is from RefSeq and is a predicted model, not a curated record. Gene Ontology annotation, molecular function: RNA binding.
GAGGUGACGUGGCACGUCGCAGCAUAAAAACGUCAUCCAAGCUUAACCCGUUGCUAUGGCAAUAAGCAACAUCCAGAGAAUAAUAAUGAAGUGCUGAGGUGUUACAGUUAUCGGUGAAUGCGUGGAAAUUGAUAUAUUUACCGAGUCUCCAGAACUGUCGCUGACACAGUUAUUGAAAAGGAAAGAAAGAAUUCAAAGUCAAUUCGUACAAACAUGUAAAUAUACUGUACAGCCUACAUAAAACACAUUUGAUAUCAACAAAUACAGCCUAUGGUUGGUCAACCAUACGCCAUACGCGAAACGGCUUCGACCAAUGAUAAAGCUUCAUGCGUCACUUCACUUAAAUGUUUCCAUAGAAACAGGUUGAACUGUCUCAUUAUCCCACAUUCCUUUUUGAACUUGUUUAAACUAUUUUUUCUACUUCAAAAUGUUUUCUGAGUCCGCCUCCCAAGUUGUCGCCGAAGAUGAAGACGAGGAAGACAUAUAUCAAUUCAUUUUUGACAUGUGCAGCACAGAUAGCAGGGAGAGGGAGGAAGAGGAAAACGCUCAAAUCCCAUCCAGCCCAGAGCACACACCUGUGCAUCUGAAAAUUAAUGGUGAAAAAAAGACACACGUGGUUGUUGGUGCUACAAACAGAAAAGACAUGGAUGCAUUGGACAAUAUGCAAGGGAUCCCAGUACUGCAUGUGAAUGUUGCAUCUGAGGAAAAACCAUGGAGGAUAGCUGGCACUGACAUCUCAGAUUACUUCAACUAUGGUUUUAAUGAGGGAAGCUGGAACGCCUACUGUAAGAAACAGUCGAAGCUCCGUGCAGCUAAUAGAAAACUAUACAAUAAAACCAGGGUCCAGAAGGGGCAUACUAAACUUGGAAAAAAAGAUCCUUGUCAUCAUUCUUCCUCAGGCAGCCCAUUACUACUGGCCUCUAGAGAAUCAAGUGCCAGACCUGGACCUGGAUCCAGCAGCCGAGUGGAAGGUUACUGUUGUCUCAGUGAUGAAGGAAACAGUGCUCAGGUAGUUACUGAGAUGUUCCCCAUGGAGGAUAGAAUUACCUCUUAUCCUCUGAUCCCUUCACCCAAUUUUAUGUCUCGCUUCGCAUAUACCACUCCACCAUCUUCCCUUUACCGACCAGAACCCCCUUCUCUCUCCACCGCCAUUGCAACUUUGGACAGUGGACACGCUAAAGAGUUUGAUGAUCCCUCAACUUCAUAUACAUGUUCAUCAGGUGUAUCAUCUUUAAUCACAGGGAGUAUGGCCUCCAGCUCUAGAGUGAUUAACGCUGCCAAGGCCUGGGAAUUGUGCAUAUGGCAGGAAAAGUGUGACAAAGACAGAGACAGAUCCAGAGAGCAUGGCCAUGAUAAAAACAGUAGAAGAGGCAGAAUUAGAGAAAGUGAGAGCUGUUCCUUUUCACACAGCAGUGGAGAAGAGCGAAUGAGGCACAGGGACACUAUGGAGCGAGGGCACAAACGCCACCACUUUGAAAAAGUCAGUGGAGAAGAAGAAGAGCACACAGAGAAGAGGCAAAAAAGCGAGGGAUGGCAAAAAUCAUUACGCAGCAGCAGCAGCAGCAGCAGCAGCAGGGGUAGGAGGGACGAUGGUGAAGACAGGGAAAGUCAGAGCAGACACAAACAAAAAAAGGCCAAAAGAAAUAGGAAGGACAAGUAGACCAACGAGAUGUUCUCUGCUGGCCAAGAGAGGAAAUUAAAAGCUAAAUGACUUGCAGUCUCCUAGUUUAUUAAACGAGGCAAACUGCCCUGUGGCAUGUUGUGGCAUGUUGUAUUAGGAUUCGUACAGCUCCUACACUGAAUUAGUGAAUGUAUUUAAUUUAUUAGAGAGGCUAAAGAUAAUUAUAUAUUGUAAACAACGUGCAUGUAUUGUAUUAGUUUUUUAGAGCUUUUGUUGAGUUAAGGCUUUUGGAGGAAGCUGUGUGAAUCCCAGUGAAUUGUGCUUUAAACAGAUUUUCUCAUACAGGUCUCUUUUUAAAUGACUUUAUUGAUCAUUUAACCAAAUGUACCAUCAGAUAUACUACACAGGCCGAAGCGUGACAGACAGAACCACAGUAGACAGGCCCCAGACCAUCCACUGAUACAUAGAAACCAAGUCAGUUUUUUUUCUUAAAAGUAAGAAAAUUAGUAAGGCCUCCACAAUUUCACCUAAUUAAAUACCAUUUUUUAAUAUCUUAUGAACACAUUGAUCCUUUAUUUUUUUAUAUAUAUUUUCCUUGCCAGUGGUUUGAUAAUUUAGCCAUAGCUUCUGAAAUAAAAGAAAAAAACCUCAACACAGACUACUACUUGGCAACGUGUCCUCAGGUCAACGGAUGAAGAUGACAACCACUGUCAGUACAAACAGAAUGGAGCCUAUUUUUAAAGGCCAUACCACAAACAAACAAAAGAAACGUAUUACAAGUGCUUGGAUCAGUACUUUUUUAGACACCCAACA